This is a messenger RNA of Sodiomyces alkalinus F11, 1314 nucleotides long. Its product is annotated as tethering factor for nuclear proteasome sts1. The coding region runs from base 102 to 1019 and encodes 305 amino acids. Gene Ontology annotation, biological process: nuclear protein quality control by the ubiquitin-proteasome system; proteasome localization. Lineage: Eukaryota; Fungi; Ascomycota; Sordariomycetes; Glomerellales; Plectosphaerellaceae. Gene Ontology annotation, cellular component: nucleus. The transcript is spliced from 2 exons. The record is from RefSeq and is a predicted model, not a curated record.
ACCUUCUCGUCGUCGGAUCCUUCGUGAGCCACAUCGAGUCGUUGUGGCCAAGAGAAAAAGGCACCAUCCCUUGCAGCCUGCACUUGAGGCUUUUUACGACCAUGAAUGUUCUCUUGUCGCCUCAACCUCAUCGUCUCCCUCAUCAACACGAAGCCACCCAUCUUUCUUCGCCAUCUCGGUCUGGGAGUCCAUUUCACAACAUGACAGGCCGCAAACGAAAAGCCGAUGAUGAGAACGAUGAAAUGUCCGUCUCGCCUCGAAAUUCGCCCGCCGUCGCCUCUCGACAACUCUCUCGCCCCUCCAAGAAAUUUCGCGCCAACGAUAUCGUCGGGCGCCCCCUCUCCCUCCCCAGGUUACUCGAGACUCUGGAUCCGACCCAACUACGAACCGUCCUCGAACGCAUCUGUGAACGCCACCCUGAUAUUGGCCGGGAGGUCGUCGAAAGCGCUCCCAGGCCUACUGUCGCUGCGGCACACGACGUUCUGCGCGAGUACGAGGAAAAACUAAAGGCGGCUGUUCCCUACGGCGAGAGCAGUGCCGACUACACUUACUACCGAGUCAAGGCGCCCCUGACAGCCCUCAUCGACGCUCUUCUGGAUUUCACUCCGCAGUACCUCCCUCCUAUCGAGACCCAACACACUGUCUCGCUGCAAUACCUGGAUGGAGCCACCAAAGUGAUACAUGGCCUCCCCGACUGGGAAUCCCAACAGUAUCGCCACCACAAGGACAACGCCUACGACGAAAUCUCGAAGGCCUGGGCACUCGUCAUCAACGAGGCGGCGAAACGCGGAGGUGGCCUCAGCCUCAGCUCGGGCGGCUGGGAUCAGACAUUGGCGAAACACAACGAGCACUCUGGGGGACGGAUGGGGACGGCCAUGAGUGCCAUGGCUGCGGGCGUGGGAUGGAUGGGAAGCCAGAGCGGCGCCAACCCCGUCAAUAACCAUUCCGAGCAGAAUUCCAUCCUGAGUCAGCUCAUGUCUGGCGCAUAUGGUUCGCCUGUGCGGGUGGGGCCCUGGUAGGAGACGUGACCCAUUCGUCGCAGGAAUUUUUAGACGAGGGCCUGCCUGCAUGGCUUGAGCAGGGAUAUGAAGCGGCUCUACCAGCGAUGUCACGACGCUUGACGACGAGUUUUGGCGUUCUGUUCUGCAUUUCCUGUUUCUCCACCCCUCCCUCCCUCUCCCUCUCACUCACUAUCUAUCUCUUUGUCAAUCGUGUCUUUUCUUCUGCCUGGGUUCAUUCGCCUAUCUGGCAUGGACAACUGCAUAGACGCAGACUUGUUGGACGGGGCAAUCGCUUACGUACGUUACGGCUAGG